Molecule: messenger RNA, 678 nt
Organism: Pelagomonas calceolata
Lineage: Eukaryota; Pelagophyceae; Pelagomonadales; Pelagomonadaceae
Source: the annotation of a GenBank genome assembly
AUGGCGUCGAGGCUGAUUUUCGCACAGGUGACGCUCGGCGCGAUGGAGCGGGUCAUGGCCGGCGAGUACGAGUACGACACCAUCAAACAGCACGAGUACGGGACCGUAGGUACCUCCGGUACCGUGGGAACCCUCAUUUCACGUACGGAAUUCACGACGGAAUCAGUUUUAACCUUCGACGCGUACCACGCCGUCUGCCUCGAGGACCUCGUGGCCUCGCGCGAGGCGUGCGGGGCGGCCUGGGCGGCCGCCGCCGCGACGUUGUUUGGCAAAGGCCCCUGGGGGAUUUUGUUCGGCGAGCGCGUCGCGAACGCGACGUGCGCCGGGGACGCGAGCCCCGUCGAACCGCACCACCGGGGACAUCUCCGGGCCCUCGUGCGCGCCAACGACGCGGCGCUCUUCGGGGGCCGCCUCGCGGCCGUCCAGCGGCGCGUCGCGGCGCGCGGCUGCGGCGGCGAGUGGACCACGCCCGCGCCGACGCCCGCGCCGGCGCCCGCGACCCCGGCGUCGAUGGACGGCCGGACGCCCGCGCGCCGCCAAGCGGACUACGCGCUCCGGGAACCUCAUGCGGAGGCUGGCCAGACUGAUAUGGUGACAGGCCCGAGAACCGCACGAAGAACCCACGUUGCUUUGCCUAGAGCUAGGCCGCCUAGCCACCACGACCGCCUCCUUGCGUGA